GGAUAGAGCAUUGGGAGCAGGAAAGAGAAUGGGGGGGACUGGAGAGUACAGGGAGGCAGGAAAGAGCACAGGGGCUGGACAGCACAGGGAAGGGGAAGAGCACGGGGUCAGAGAAGCUCAGGGGUGCUCUAUGUGCAGCCGAACGGCUGUUGUCAGAAUACCGGGCCGGCUCGCUCAGCUCUGCAGCGGGACCUUACCUGUUCCUCUCUAUCCAGCGGCGUGCUGUCUUCCCGGCUUCUGUAGUGUGGGCACUGGGCAUGACAGCCGGGUGCCAAGUGCGCAUGCGCAAGAAGCGGUGCUUUUUGUGAAUGGUAAGGCGGUACCUGGGACACAUGACAGAUCCCAGAAGCCGCCGGACCAAUCACAAAGCGCAAGUGCUUCUCGCUCCAUGCGCACUGGGCACCCGGCUGUCAUGCCCCGUAGCGCC
Molecule: messenger RNA, 427 nt
Organism: Staurois parvus
Lineage: Eukaryota; Metazoa; Chordata; Amphibia; Anura; Ranidae
Source: the annotation of a GenBank genome assembly